Morchella importuna is the source of this 1584-nucleotide messenger RNA. RefSeq lists its product as uncharacterized. Gene Ontology annotation, molecular function: RNA binding; RNA methyltransferase activity. NCBI's taxonomy places the organism in Eukaryota, Fungi, Ascomycota, Pezizomycetes, Pezizales, Morchellaceae. The coding region runs from base 1 to 1584 and encodes 527 amino acids. The transcript is spliced from 3 exons. Gene Ontology annotation, cellular component: mitochondrion. Gene Ontology annotation, biological process: rRNA methylation. The record is from RefSeq and is a predicted model, not a curated record.
AUGGCUCCAGCUGGGACUGCUCGAUGGACAGAGACGAGACGAGCCAGCCAGCACAAUGAGCACCCGCCACCUGCUCUUCCCCCCCGUCUCCCCCUCCUCCGCCGCCCCCUCUCCACAAAACCCAACAGCGCCAUCGCUCGCGCCCUCCGCCGCUCAGAAGAGCGCCGCCCCCCCGCCACAGGCCUGAAAAUAACACGCACACAGCUCCGCUCGCCGCCGCCCCCCGUCCCCACGAACGGCAUAUGGACACCCCCCGGCGCCCCGCCUAGGCCAAAAGACGACUUCCCGCCGCUGCCGCCCCCGCGCGGCGUGCAUUCGCGCGUGUGGACGCCGCUGGGUGGUAGGGUGGAGGAGGAGCUGGGUGCGUAUGAUGGCGCUGCUGCGGCCGGGGUGGGCGGGAGGGAUGUGCCGGAGCCAAGGAGGAGGGAGGAGGGAGGGAGGGGGAGGGGGAGGGGGGUUGAGGAUCGUAUGCAGCGGGGAAGGGGUGGGCGGGAGGAGGCGCCGGUGCGACCGCCGCGAUCGUGGGGCGGGGAGCGGGAGCGGGAGCCGGAGAUGGAGUCGGAGGAGUCCUAUAGCUACUCAGCGUACAGGCCGUUCGCGACGACAGUGCGCACGUCGCCGCGAUUGGAUUCGCCGCCGAUGGAUAGGGAGUGGGCGCCGAAGCCGCGCAGGUUCAUCCCGAAGAUGGAUUAUGACGCGGAGUGGAUCUAUGGCGCGAGUGUGGUGGAGGCGGCGCUGAAGGCCGGCAGGAGGAAGUGUCUCAGGUUGUAUAUUUUUGCGGGGAGGAAUAGGGCGGAGGAGGGCCGGGAGAGGGAUGCGGAGAUGGCGGGGAUGGCGAAGCAGGCGGGCGCGGAGGUCGUGUGGGAGGAGGAUGUGGGCGUGUUGGAUAGUAUGAGUGAUAGUAGGCCGCAUAAUGGCUACGUCCUCGAAACCCACCCACUCCCAAAAACACCCAUCCUCGCCCUCGGCCCCGUCUCUCCUACGAAGAGCAGCCUCACACUCACCCUCGCCCAGCACUCCCCAACCAACACCCCCAUCGAAUCAUCAACAUACCCAACCAAGCUCUACUCCCGCUCCCCAAAGCCCCGCUACCCCCUCGUCCUCCUCCUCGACGAGAUCCUCGACCCAGGCAACCUCGGCGCAAUCCUAAGAAGCGCAUACUUCCUCGGCGUCACCGCCGUCUCAGUAUCGGCUCGGAAUUGCGCGUCGCUGUCCCCGGUCGCGUUGAAGGCGUCGGCGGGGGCGGCGGAGUUCUUGCCGAUUCUGGAACAUGCGAGGACCGAGAGGGUUGUGCAGGCGAGUGUGGAGAAUGGGUGGAGCUUUUUUGCGGCUGUGCCGCCGGUCACGAAGCAGCAGGGGAGGAGGGACAGGUAUUUUGUGGCCAGUGAGGUGGGGGAGAAGUUGUUGGAGGGGCCGGUGUGUUUGGUGGUCGGGAGCGAGGGGGAGGGGUUGAGGCAGGUGGUGAAGAGGGAGUGUGAGUUUUGUGUGGGGUUGGAGAGGGCGGUGGGCACGGAGAGGGUGGUGGAUUCGUUGAAUGUGAGUGUGGCGAGUGCGUUGUUGUGUAAUGCGUUCUUGAAGGGGUAG